CUCGUUGUUCGUUCUCUCUCGGUUGGAAUAGUUUUUAGUUACAGUGUAGUUGAACGCCAUCCAGUUUCUUGUUUCUAGCCUAGCUAGAAUUAAUUAAAUUUUCUAACAGAAUAAUAAUUUUGACCGUCUAGGAGUCGAAAAGUCAAAGGAAUUUUGAAAAUGGAAACGGAUCAGCCCAACCCAUUUACUCUCACACUAGAUGAGAUUAUAGUACUAAACAAAAAACGGAAUUCAGAAGCGGAGGAGAAAAAAGCUCUUGCUUUCACUAUAAACAGCAGAACUCAAUCCAGGGCUGGAUCCGUGAUCAAUGAAGAUCCACCUUCAGUAAGCCCGAUCAAACGUCAUCGACUUAUAAAGAAGGACCUAAUGUCUCAGAGAAGGCCUGUCCACGACAGACUCGGGUGGAAGAAUAGCCUGAACAGAAAAAUGUACUACAAGAAAAAAGGGAAUUUUCAAAAUAACAAUUCAAACAGUAUGGCUCCUCCACUUACAACAAGAGUGCUGAAGAGACAUAAUGAAACAAAUGGCAAUUUCACAGUUAAGCGAAUUAAGAAAUCUCCUUCAGUAUCGUCAUUUUCUGUUAGAAGUAGCAGACCUCAACUAAAAAGGCACAGCUUGAAAGGAGAACUGGAUCCUGAGAUACAAGAUCUGCUUGCAAGAAUGGCUGAGUCAGGUGACCAGCCUCUCCUGAAAACACGCACAGAAAUAUUCGUAGAUGACCUGAAGUCCCUCAGUCAGUUCAGGGUAACGCCAGUUGCUACCUCCAUACCGACAUUUGCUCGUUUUAUGAUGAAUGAUGAUUGAAAUCGGUUAUUACAGAGCUGUUUUGAACUUGUAAAUGACAAAUAGCUGAUUCCUUAAAUAUGGCUGCAAUUCUCACAACAAACUUUACAUGAGAUUGUAUUACCUGUGCUCUAUGUAACAACAUAUUGUUUAUAGUAAAAUGUUUAGCUGUACACCACAUUUGCCUCAAAAACAUUUUUGUUAAUGAAUAUUGUAUUUUUUAUAUAAAACUAUGUCAAGUCUUUAGUGAGCUUACAAUUUUACGACUAGCAAUUUCAUUAUUGUACUAGUAUAGGCUACCUUUACUAAAGUUUAUCCUUAUGAUAGUUGGAACAUGUUUACUCAGAAAGAUUGAUUUUGUUAGAGUAAAUACAAUUACUGGUAUUUAACCCUCUGAGUGUUAUUUGUCGCUGCAGCGACACAUAACACAUUAUAUUCUAAGCUUCUUUUCAUUAUAUUCUAAGCUUUCUCUAGAGGUCUGUCUCAGCGCUGUAUGUUCUCCGAGCCGAUCGUAAUUGUAGCAGACAGCUGACGUGCGUAUUUGUAAAUAGCUAGGUUACCCUCGGACCGAUGACUGAUGUGUUUUAUUACGUUUAUCAUUGUUUUAGUGUUAAAAAUCAAAAGUAGUGAUAUACGUGGUGCAUUAUAAGAAGAUUUAAGUGAUUUUGAAGGGCUGGUUGUUGAUCCUGAAGAAGUAGGUAGUGAUAUUGAUGUAAAUUAUCAGCCAGAUUCCUAGCUAUGGUUAGGCUAUGGUUAGGCAUUCUUAGCUAAACGCUAUGUACUGAAAUCUGUUUUUUGCCCAUAACUUAUUUAUUUGCAAAUCUACUUCCUUAUAUUAUUAUAUAUUUGUAAUCCUCAUAAAAUUUAGAACAAAGUGGCUAUUUUCAAAUAUUUAUAGGCCUAUAAUUUAUACAAUUUCAUUGAGCGCAAACUUAUUUUUUUUUUGAAAAUUUUCCAAAAUAUUUUCUUUUUUUACCUAAAAAAAUUUUUGAAACAAAUGUUCCUUAUGUUCUAUGUAUAACAUUGAAGCCCAUGAUUUUCCAAACAAAAUGGUAUAUAGAACAGUAUAAUUAACAUUGUUUUCAAGCUUCUCAGAUCCGUUUUAAUAAAACCUUGCAAAUGAGCAAAAAAUAGGCAGACAUUAAGGCCAAAACAAGGGACACUCGGAGGGUUAAAUACCUGUAAAUACCUAUACUAAAGUUUAACCUUAAUACAGUCUAAACAUGUUUUUGAUUUGGUUAGUUUGUUAAUGCAUUACACUAGGGAUGGACGAGAUUGGAUUUUUAGUUCGAGACGAGACGAGACGAGAUUUUUUAUUUCUCAUAAAAUUUCGAGACGAGAUCGAGACGAGAUUUCUCUUCUCAUACACAACGGGAAAUGCACGUUCGAAAUUUUUACCUGAUUUUGUAACAUUGUUAGAUGACUGUUUAAAUACUAAAAUAAUGAUAAUAGGCAAGAAUAUUUACAAUCUUUUAUUAAAUAACAUCAGCAUAACAUUUUUUUAUUAAUCACGCCUAACUUAUUAAAAAUGCCUACGAUUAGGAAACAUGGUGAUAUCAGUUAGGAUGGAUUUCAACUUAUCCUAAAAUAAAAUAAAUCAUAAAAUAAAAGCAAUAUUAAUUUUUAUAAAAUAGUUACUUGUUUUGACUUUUUUAUAGUAAUAAAACAUUCCUCACACUGCUUACACUUAACAAAACUUCUCAAAUGUUAUUAAAGUAAUAUUAUUAAAAUAAUGAAAGUAAUAUUUACAUUAAAAGAUUUAAAGUAAUAUUUACAUUAAAAGAAUUAAUUAAAUAAGAACGCCUUCGAAAAGGAAACGCAACUACAACACGCUCCUGUAUUGCGGGUAUUGCAUUGACUUUCUG
This is a messenger RNA of Macrosteles quadrilineatus (aster leafhopper), 2648 nucleotides long. RefSeq lists its product as uncharacterized. The transcript is spliced from 7 exons. The record is from RefSeq and is a predicted model, not a curated record. NCBI's taxonomy places the organism in Eukaryota, Metazoa, Arthropoda, Insecta, Hemiptera, Cicadellidae. Bases 160 to 804 code for a protein of 214 amino acids.